Molecule: messenger RNA, 5345 nt
Organism: Heterobasidion irregulare TC 32-1
Lineage: Eukaryota; Fungi; Basidiomycota; Agaricomycetes; Russulales; Bondarzewiaceae
Exons: 19
Coding region: 851-4933 (1360 amino acids)
Biological process (GO): regulation of DNA-templated transcription; DNA-templated transcription
Cellular component (GO): nucleus
Molecular function (GO): zinc ion binding; DNA-binding transcription factor activity, RNA polymerase II-specific; transcription cis-regulatory region binding
Source: RefSeq, a predicted model, not a curated record
CGCACUCCGUUUGAGCAGCGCUCGACCAGCUGAGUGCUGUUUUACCCUUUCCUGGUGUUCGCUGCGUCUGCCCCUAGGUGUCCAAUUGAAGAUGCUCACGACCAGAAUAAUCAUCGCAUGCAGAUCACUGUAUGCUUAUUCAUGUUGUGUGAUCAACGGCCACGCAUCUACACUCCCAAGUCGUCUAUCUCACGCACCUUUAUCUGUCCACCUCUAUCUCUCCCAUUCUGCCCGAUUUCGAUUUCGAUUCCGAUCACAAUUCCUCUAUGAAAUUCGUCGUGAGAUUCAUCGUCCGCGAUCGCACAAACAGAAUAACGCGGACCGAAGAGAGACGCCGGGGCGUUCCUAGGCGCCCGCUGCUCUCCUUUCUCGUCUCUCGCGCCCCUUCGGCUUCAUCUCCGAUCAAACGUAGUAUCUCGAUUUUCCCGAUCUAGCGCUUUCCCCGAGCCUUCUCCCACAACGCCUAACCCCUUUGGUCUGUGUUUUCGCCGAUGUUCCCCUUAUUUUAGAUGGUGGGAUGGGAGCCUCAAGGUCGGGCAAUCCCAUGAUGCGCUCUCAAGUGCACGGGUGCGGGCCCAGCUCAUACGAGGCACUCCAUCGCAGACGUCCCACAGAGGUCCAUAGGGGUCUACAGCGUAAGCGCGCUGUCACUUAAGCUUCGUGGGGACACGGCGGGGUGUGGUGAAGGCGCGGGGUCGAUCGGCGUUCCCCGUACAUAUCCUGAUGAGCCUUCGGCGUCGUCCGCAGCUCCGUACAUGACCUGUAGACACUGACGCCGAUGCCGGCGUGACGUUGGAAACUUGCAUCAUUGCGGUGGCUCAGACGCGGCAUGGGCACUCGUUGAUAUGAAAUGGAGCAUGAAGGAUGUUGGGCGGCUUGGCUGGCUUGGCUGGCAAGCGAUAUGGUGGCGGGUGGAAGUCUGAUCCGCACCGACGCGGUGGGAGUAUUACGGCUGUAUGCCACAUUUCGCACCAUCGGCCUCUUCGGCGUUCAGUUUGACUGGCGCCGAAUCAAGAGAUUUACGCUGGUGCGUCAACGUUCGCGGUAUCAAGGCGUCAAGACACGGAGUAUCAGUCUCGGGUGGGAAUUCAGGGAGGGAGAUGAUGAGAGAAGGUCUGCGGAACGGGCCGCGCCGAGCGCCUACGCGAGUGAAGGAACCGGAGUCAUACGGCUGGAUGAACGGAGGUACAGUAUGAAUGUGUCAUUCAGCCAAACACAAUCGACCACGCUGCGGGUGAUUCACGCAUCGCCUCGCCUUGCGACCACCACACGCGCAAGCCGGAAAAAGCCCCUCGGGAGUCCCCGCGCAAGGCUUUGCUGUGCCCAAGCACCACGCACUCCUUCUCCGAAGGGUGGUACGCAGGGCUGCAAGUGGAGGACAGACGCAUGGCUCGUGGAGAAGGCGUCUAUCGGGCGAGUUUAUGUGCGUCUCCUGGGAAUCCAGCGACGUGGAUCCCUGAAUCAUCACUCCCUGUUGCCAGAACCGUGCAAGGCGCGGCCAGACAGUUUCGCUUAUAAAGUCUCUGCCCUCCGCGCUCGAUGGGGUACACCGACUGUCCAACUGCCCAGCCUCCGCGCCUUCAUGCUUGACACGCCCCUCUCGCUCGGAUACAGCAUGCAGUCCCAGUAUUUGCCCCAGUCGGAUCCGGAUCUCGUCUACGCAGCUGUUUCCCACUAUCACCCCCACCAACGUCCGCAACAGCUGCAACAGCAUCACCCUCAUCGUCACGAGCAGGAUCACCAGACUUUCCUCCCACAUUCUAACUACAUCUCGAACAUGGCCUCGAAGGAUGCCAUGCAGCAGUAUCCCGACGUCGACGCGAAGCAGCAGCCGUCGAUGCUGGAUGUGAACGGAUUCAUGCAUUAUUCUUUUGACAUGAACGCCGCCUCUGACGGCGGACACGUGAAUGGGAUCGAUGUCGCCGCGCCGCAGCUCAACAAUGAAUACGCCGCCUUGGAAGACUUAUGCCAGACUCACGUCCAGACCCAUCGUGAUCACACCCACGACACCUUCCAUAUCCCGUCAUCCUCCACAUCCCCGUCGUCGCUCUCCAUGGCUAUGGCGGCGGCGGUGGCAGCGUCACCCACACAGACCCAAGCGUCGACGCCGUCGCUCAUCCUCGACACAUGCUCGGACACGUCCACGAGCCCCCCGUUCGACCCAUUCCCUUUCGACAGUGUGUGCGAUACGCCCGUACCGAGCACGAGCAACACUGCCUCCAUUUCUCGUCCUCCAUUUUACGUCACACAACAACAUCCGCGCAAUAGAAACAGCAACAUCACCAACGUACAAGGGCAUUCUGGAACUAGCAGACUUUCUUCCCCCAGUGCACGUUCCAGCUCGAAUACCCGAUCCAGUCCGCGGUCGAGCCCUCGUGCUCACGCGCACGUUUCACAUCCAUAUUUGAACGCGGGACCGUCGUCCUCCUCGAGCCCGGGUCCGUACUCGCGAAGGGGGUCUGAAAAGGCUAUGUCCAUCGCUAUCUCCGAUGCUGCUGCGGCGUCAGGUGCGUCAGGGUCUGGCGCCAGCCCCUCUACUGGUUAUGUGGGCGCUACAUCCGCCGUGGCGACGACAGUGGGCGGGCGCUUACCCGGUGCCUGUGCGCGCUGCAAGAAGCUGAAGAUGAAGUGCAUCUUCCCCGACGCGCAGCCGGCAUGCGUGCGCUGCAACGUAGGGGGACACCACUGUGUGGUCGAGGGGCGCAAGGCGAGAACGCCGAGCCACCUUGGCUCGAUGGAGACGGCUUUUGUCCCACGCGGCUCAGACCCUGGCGCUCUGGACCUUGCUGACGUAGACGCCCUCUCUUUCCCUUCCGCACCGGCUCAACUUUCGACACGAAACGCGAACCGAAUCGCCCUGUUUAGCCAAAGGGAGCACCUCCUGCGCCAAAUCCGUGAAAAAGACCAGUCGAUCGCGGACAUCCUGUCGCGUCUGCACACCUGCGCCCCAGGCUCCUCUUCCAGCUCUGGCGCGUCCGGCUCGUACGUCACGCCCCUCUCGAUUCUCCCAGCGCGCCUCGGGAACCUCACGCCGGCGGAGCGCCAGGCGCACAGCGAGGUCCUCGCGCGGAUGGAGAAGCACCAAGCGAGCGCGCGCGCGUGGGAAGUCGCGCGCGGCGCGAUCGACGUCGGCGCGCUGGAGGUCGACGAGGAGAUGGACGACGACGAGCUCGAGGAUGAUGGGGAAGACGACGACGAGCGCGAUGAGGACGAAAGCCAGAGGAGCAAGAGCGAGUCGAUGGACGUGGAUCUGUGCAAGAAGGAGCAGGGCGCGGAGACGCAGAUCAUGCGGCGGCAUACCAGCCACCGCCGCGGCGGAGAUGGUGAGGGCGGUGGCGGAGCGCUGCGGCUCCAUUCGUUGCCAGAUUCCACUGCCCCUCUGGGCUUCCUUGCAAGCUGCUCUCUCAAGUACGGCAAGGGGCGCCAUCCGACGCUGAACGUGCCAUCAAACCUUGCUCCCAACGCCAACGCAGACGCGUGGUCGCAGGCGUUCGGCGGCCUAAAGGGCGUGCCGGAGAUGGACUUUGGCAUCGCAAACGGCGCGUAUUUCAGCCCUGGACCGUCGGCUGAUUUGAAUUUACGGCAGAUCGUCAUCGAGCGCGAGAUGCUGCCCGAGAUCCUAAUCUCGGGGCUCAUCUCGCCUGACGAGGCGAAAGCGUUGUUCGACAUAUUCUUCCAUAAGAUGAACGACGAGGAUUUUGACGCUCGUUCCCAGCCGUUCUUGUCUAUCUUGGACGAGACAAUCCACACACCCGCCUCCGUGCUCCGCCGGUGUCCCUUCCUCUUCACUGCUAUCUGCGCCGUCGCCUCGCGGUACUACACUCAACGGCCAGAGAUCUACAAGAUGGCGAUGCACUUCGCCAAGGCAGCGGCUGCGUCGGCGUUCAUCGACGGAUGGAAGUGCGUCGAGAUGUCGCAGGCGUAUCUGAUCAUGGCCGCGUACGGCAGCCCGACGCGCACGUGGGAGGAGGACCGGGGAUCGUUCUACACGGGGGUAGCUUCACGGCUGGCCGUAGAGCUGAAUCUGAACAAACCGUCCAAUGAGCCACCAGCCGACGAGCGGCAUGAGCGGGAAUUGCUCAACCGACGGCGGACGUGGAUGAUCUGCUGCAUCAUGGACUACAGCACGUCAAUGCAGAUGGGAAAGCAACCCACGAUCCGCGAGGACGAGAUCAUACGGAACAGCUCGCGCUGGUGCUCCGCGUCGACGUUCCAGCACCCGUUCGACGCGCAUCUCCCUGCCAUCAUCGAGCUUCUCCGCAUCAUGAACGCGUUCAUUGACACCACCUCCGAGGUGCAGAGCUACCCUGCAGAUAAGCGGGCGAAGGCGCUAGCGACCGUCAUCGACGCGUUCACGCAGAGGCUGUCGUCGUCGUCGCUCGAAAAGGCCGCGAUGCGCGGGAACCUGCACGAGGAGAUCGAGAUGGCCGACCAGCUGCGCACCGGAAUGGUCGCAUACUUGCUGGAAUACUGCCGCCUCAUCGUGAUCUCGUACGGCCUGCAAUCGGAGAUCGCGAGCAAAGCACUGAAGGCGGAGGGGAAGAGUCGGUACCUCGAGCAGUCAAUCAACGCCGCGUUUGCCCUCGUGGAUGCAUGGUUGAAGCGUAUGGUGGCGACGCAGUUUGUCAAGUACGCGCCCGAGUUCUUUUUCGUCGGGACGGGCUUUGCCGGCGCAUUCUUGGUCAAGCUACUGCACCCGCGCUUUGCGCACGUCGUGUCCGAGGAGCAGCGUGCGAAGAUCUUCGCCGUGAGCAGCCUGCUCAUCAGCACCCUCGCGUCGGACGAGAUUGCCAUCGACGCGCAGCAUACGCCGAGGCAUUAUUCGGCGUUCCUCGACGGCGUGCUCAAAAACAUGAUGAGCCUCUGGCAGGACUUGGACUCGACCGAGGCUCAGCGAGAUGUAUCUGCUGAGAGCUUGCUGACGUUCGCAUAGUCGUGCUUGUUUUUUUUUUCUUCGCCUACCCCCCCCGCCGCGUUUGCUCGUAGACUGUUAACGACGUCUGGCGUUGCGCCUGCCCCCCCGUCAUUCCAACAUCCGGCAUGGUGUUGAACGGACGUGGUUAUCAGCCUACGUCUUUCGACCGGCUUCUCCUUACGUCUGCUCGAACUCCUAUCUUAUUGUUACCUUCUACCUCUUUCUCUUUAUGGUUUACUUCUUCCUUUCCUGUCUCGCUCAUCUCUUGACUAAAAAGUGCGUUGAUGUUGUUUGCCUCUCUUCUCUCGCUCUGAGUUUCGUUUUGGUAUUAUCGCGGUUCGCUCGUCUUUGUAUAUGUGCUGUAAUUAUAUAUACCGGGUCUGUCGUAGUCUACACGUUGUAAAGAAAUAAUCAGAAUUUAUAGAGCAUC